AUGCCUCUUGCUUUCUCAUCUUCUCCACAAGAGUUUCCCCCAAGUGAUAGUUUUUUGUCCGCCUUAGCUCAGGGCAACAUACUAUUAACACCUUCUAGCCCUGAACAGUUGGCUACUGGCCCGACUUUACCCGUUACCUCGUUUUUACAGAACACUGGUGUAUCUGAUAUAGCUGGCUACACAAAUUAUAACGAUCACGAUAUGGAUCUAACUGUUCCUAUUGAUGAUGGUUUUAACUUUACUACCAACUUUGCACAGGAUUCAAGCAAUGAUACUGAUGAUGGAUGGCAAGACGACCAGUGGGCUGAGCCUCCCGAUGGAAGCGGUAGCUUGAUCGAAAAUUCUGAGCUUUCUGGCUUCGAACUCGACAAGCUUCCUCAUCCCAGAGUAGGCAUGGCUAAUGGCUCGGUUUCUACCGACUCUGAACAAGAUGCCAACGACGCCGAGCAUUUUUAUCCAUCUGACGACGAAGACUCGUACCACGGCUCAGAGAGCAUCUGUGGCAAAGCAACUUCCCCCCCUGCUCCGAGGCAAGCAAACGUCGACAACAAUAAUAACAAUGGCCCUAUUACUCCGCCAACGGAACAAUCUCUGGCCCCACUCAGUAUUGUCCAGUUUGCGCUGCCGGAUCCUGGCGACAGCUAUUUUGAUGCGUUUGGUGCUGAUGCCGACAACGCAGAUCUUUCAAUGUAUACUGAGAGUAUGGAUGAUAAUUUCUUACCCCUUUCCUUCCGUUUAAAUUUCCCCCCUGCACCAGCUUCUAAUAGUACCGAUACACCCCUCACUCAAGUUAUGAAUUCUCUUAUCAUUGGUGGUGGCUACGAUGGCCUUGACUCUAUGCGGCAACUUCAUCAAGCGUUUACUCGCUUUAUAGAACUAGUUACUAGUUCGGUGGGAAUCUUACCUCUUCCGUCUGCUUACUUUCCAAGAAUUUGUCAAGUGCUUGGAAAGUUUUCCCAUUUACAUCAACAGUCAAUGGGAAUAAUGUUACGCUAUGGUGUCCAGCUUACCGAACUUGCUGUUCAUCUCUUGCGUGCGUCUGGUUGUACUAGUGAGGAUGCCGAGGCGUCAGACUUCACAAUCCCACCGUUGCCAGAUGAAAGUAUUGAAGAUCUGCUUUCAACUAACGCACAAUCUUCUGAGCAAAGCAUUAUUCCACCACCUGAGAAUGAACCUGAACAUCAACCUGAACAUCACCAACACCUUCCACUGUUAACACAAGAGGAAUACGAGACCUUGCAUGAACCAACUGACUAUUCCCCUUUCUUUAUCCCACCCAUCAUGGUCCUCCAUUCCUUUAACUCUUACACUUCAAGCAUACUGCUCGCGAAUCCCCUUGCUCCUGUUAAUAAUGCUAACCAAAACAAACCGCCAGCUUUCGAACGUAACUUGACUGUCGAACAGUUUAUUCGCCAGUGGUAUAUCCGCUCCCGCGUUUCUCACGAGCGGCUCGGCGUGAAGGAACCAUAUCCUCCAAUUUCUGGGGAGGCCAUUCAUGUGUUGCAGUGGCCGAGACCAACCAAGAUAUCACGCCCUGAAGACCACAAAAAUCGCUUGUUUGACAUCCAAAAUAUCCCGUGGACCAGCAAAUUGAAUGUCGAUAGAGCUGAGGCUCGGGCUCUACGCGAUCGCUGGUAUACAUCUUACCAUAACCUUCGUUUCCAGCCUCACGGUUUUGCCGUCACUCCACAAGAAAGUGAGAAUUACUUCAAAGCCAAGACCAUGUAUACCAAGUACAAGGCCACCAUGGCACAUUUUCAACUUCGAAAUCUCAUGGCUGUGACUGCAUCCAAUACCGUGCAGUAUGUCCAUAGAAACAAGGUUUAUUCCGUCACUCCAUUCUAUGACAUGCAUACUUGUAUUGUUGACCUUUCCGAGUCGAUCUCCUCUAACCCUGUGGCCGAACCUUUGAAAAUCUCCACUAUGAAAGCCAAGCAUGGAGUCACUGUCGUUGGUGGCUUCAGCGGCGAAUAUGCAUAUAAAGGCGAAGUGCACGAUUACCAGAAGGUGGAAGGUCGCAUCACUAAACACCUUAACGGGAUCACGAACCAUAUCGACAUUGUUAAACACCGAACCAGCCGCAACCCCCAGGCCGUGAUUGCUUCGAAUGAUGAAUGCAUCCGUAUCCUUGACUGUGAGACGAACAAGUUUGUCGGGACCCACCGAUUUGCUCGGGCUAUUAACUGCACUGAUACCUCUCCUGAUGGCCGCCUUCGCGUUAUCGUUGGUGACGCUGCCGAUUCUUGGGUUGUUGAUAGCGAGACUGGAAAGCCAGUUCAAUGCCUCUCUGGCCAUCGUGAUUAUGGGUUUGCAUGUGCAUGGUCUCCUGAUAUGCUACACAUAGCCACCAGUAACCAAGACAAGACUGUCAACAUCUGGGACGCCCGUAUGUGGAGGAUCCUCCAGACCAUUGAUUCAGAUGUUGCAGGAUACCGUUCUCUCCGCUUUUCCCCUGUUGGUGGUGGCCCUCGUACUCUCCUCAUGUGUGAGCCUGCGGACCGCAUCGUUAUCGUUAAUGCCCAGACUUAUGAAUCCCGUCAAGUUCAUGAUUUCUUUGGUGAGAUUGGUGGAGCUGAUUUCACUCCUGACGGCGGCAGAAUUUGGGUUUCUAACAUGGAUUCUCGAUUUGGAGGUCUUAUGGAAUACGAUCGCAUUCAGUGGGGCCAAGAAUUUGGUAUUGGCCAUACUAGACGCUCAAAGAUUGAAAGCCGUGGCGACGUCUAUCAUCCGGAUCUGCCUAACGAAUGGCUCCCUGAAGCUGAUCUUGACGACGACCCACGCUGCGUUUUGAGCGCUGGCGAGCGUAGAAUUCGAUAUGAGAGACUCAUGAGCGAUACAGAAUUUGCAAAACUCAACCGAUUCUUGGGAUAA
Messenger RNA from Microsporum canis CBS 113480, 2871 nucleotides. Its product is annotated as WD repeat protein. The record is from RefSeq and is a predicted model, not a curated record. Lineage: Eukaryota; Fungi; Ascomycota; Eurotiomycetes; Onygenales; Arthrodermataceae. The transcript is spliced from 2 exons. Gene Ontology annotation, molecular function: protein binding. Bases 1 to 2871 code for a protein of 956 amino acids.